This is a messenger RNA of Sesamum indicum (sesame), 1075 nucleotides long. RefSeq lists its product as uncharacterized. Lineage: Eukaryota; Viridiplantae; Streptophyta; Magnoliopsida; Lamiales; Pedaliaceae. The record is from RefSeq and is a predicted model, not a curated record.
AAAAUUGAGUGUAGUGGUGCUCAUACUUAUCCAUUGGGCUUCCCACCUCUGUUGUCCAUCUGGCCCUCCAUAUAUAUCCCUCUCUAUUUUCACCCAAAAGAUUAUCAAAUUCCACACUGUUCACACACUGUUUUACAAACUACAAAGGCUGCUAUAUAUAUAUAUAUAUCCUUUCUCCCAAGAAGAAGACUCUCCUCUCUCUUUCUUUCUCUCUCUUCAUCUCUCUCUCUCUAUAUAUAUAUAUGUGCGUGGUGUAUUGUUUGGAAGGUUUAUUAAUAGAGGAAAAGUAUAGGUUUUGGUUUGAGGAUAAUGAGAUUGAAUAUGGAGUCGAGAACGACGUCGAUCUUGAACAGAGAAAGCAGGCAUGGGAUCAUGGGUGAGCAAGUAAUGGUUAUGGGUCAUCAUCGUCAUCGUCAUGGUCAUCAUCCCAGUUCUUGCAGACAAGUAGUGUGUGAUGAAGAAGUGAAGUCUUGUUAUGAUGAUGAUUCUUCACCAUCAUCAUCAUCAUCAUCAUCACCAUCACCAUCACCAUCACCAUCACCAUCACCAUCACCAUCAUCAUCAUCAUCAUGUCCCUUGCAAGACAUGUCCUCCUUACUCCAACAACUUCCUCUCAAGAGAGGGUUGUCUAAGCACUACAAUGGGAAGUCACAAUCGUUCACAAGUUUAUCAAAUGUGAGGAGCAUAGAAGACCUUCCCAAGCAUGAUCAGAUUCAUGAGAUUCAGAUCAACAAGAAGCUCAAGACAUGCAAAUGCUAUGGGGCUGCCUCCACGACGUCGUUUCCACGGAACAACACCACUUGUUCUAGCCUUGUUGGUUCAGCUAAGAACCCACCAAUCAAGGAGUCCACUUUUUCUUCACUUGUGAUUGGUGGAAGGACCAAUUCCACCUUUCUUCCAAUUAAUAAUAAUAAUAAUAAUAAUAAUAAUAGGGCUCCAAUUCCCCACCCACCCCAUAGAUCAACAAGUAUGAUUAGUGGCUAAUUAAUCUAGCUUAGUUUGUGUCUUUUUGUUUAUUUUUUCAUUUUUAAAUUAAAUGUUUUUCUAUGUCGAAAUAUGUAUGUAUAUGUCCCCU